Messenger RNA from Megalops cyprinoides (Indo-Pacific tarpon), 5290 nucleotides. RefSeq names its product liprin-alpha-3-like. Gene Ontology annotation, molecular function: protein binding. The record is from RefSeq and is a predicted model, not a curated record. The transcript has 30 exons. Gene Ontology annotation, cellular component: presynaptic active zone. The coding region runs from base 1378 to 5109 and encodes 1243 amino acids. Lineage: Eukaryota; Metazoa; Chordata; Actinopteri; Elopiformes; Megalopidae. Gene Ontology annotation, biological process: synapse organization.
UUUGAGGACGCAGUACUAUCUAAUUUAUAAAACUACAGGGUAUAGGGCAACUAACAAUCCAUCUGAAAUUGUUGCCAACAGGCGUACCGUAGAAUGCUAAUAUGUUACUAAUAUGCAUUCUCCUGCAACUUUUGUCAGCAGGUGUACCUGUCACUGAAAGUGUAUUGUUAAGCGUGGGAUAUAGUAUGUGUUACGUUGUAUAGUAUGUGUUACGUUGGCCUCUGUAUAAGUUAGAAUGUUGUGAGAAUGUUUCUUUAAGACUCAUUACCUUUUCAUCCGAGAGCGAGUGAGAGAGCGAGAGGAGGAGGAGGGGUCCACGGUGUGGUGGUGUAGCGUCGAAUUCUAUUGCCUUGUGCCUUUUACAUGUAGAAGGAGGGGUGAGAGUGGGAAAAAACAUAUAUCCGGGGUUUUUAAGGGGGGUAAAGGCACCGAAAAAGCGAGAGGGAAAGAGACUGUGAUGGAGCCGAAUGGACUAUAAUGCCGACCAUCUGUUCUCCGCGAUGAUCGGGCUUCCUGUCUAAGCUCUGUGAAGUCCAGUCUGCGGGUUGUAGGUCCUCCUCUACUCCAGUUUCCCCUCUUGCCCCUCCCCUUCACACCCUUAGAAACACCCAGUCACCCUUAACCCUGACCCUGUGGACCUUUAUUUGCUUCUCCUUUAUUUUUUGAAGCCCCGCAGCAUAAAUGAACUCCACAUCCCUCCUCCAAGGCAGCACAUCACCAACCAGUGCCAGAGGUUAGACACAUUCUCUGUAACUUACCACCACAUGCCACUGAAUCUACAGUCACCGACAGUCAAAGAAUGAACAAGCCGUAGCAUCAUGGCUCUUUGCAGACACAUGAGGAGAUGAACAAGCAUUAAGAGGUAGAUUGGAUUAUAUUGUAAAAGCGUAUUUUACCUCAGUGUCUGGCACACAGCACACAGACUGGCAAAGAGACAGACAUAGAGAUGAGACUAUGUGUCUGUCUAAGUAAAAUACGCAGACUGAACUGAUGUGAAGUACAUAGAAAAGGGAGAGGAACAGAUAUCACGUUAAAAUAACAGUGCGGUAUAGACACAGAGCAAUAUGGAGAUUUGUGUACAGUGAGGCGAGUAAGAAAGUAAUGGGUUGUCAAAUUAAAACUGCUCAUUGAUAUUGAAAGAUAAGAUUAACCAAUCACUCUAUUCUUUAAAUAGGUAACGCACAGUCAGUGCUCAAAAUCACCAACUACACACAGAGGAAAAAGACAGACAUACAGACAGAGGAAAAGUGGCACACAGAGACACCUACAACCCACACAGUUGUACUUCAGCACAUAGUAUCACACAAAAACAGGCAGCCAGGACCUCUCUGGAACACUCAUUCCUGCAGGCUGUAGCACACUCCCUUUGGCCUCACGAUGAUGUGCGAGGUCAUGCCCACAAUCUCGGAGGAUGGGAGAGGAGGAGGUGGUGGGGGCCCCUCCUCUCCAGCAGGGGGUGGGGUCGGGGGCAGUGGUGGGGGUGGGAUGGGGGCAAUGGGAGGUGGUUAUGGGGGCAGGGAACAGAGAGGAGAUGAGGGGGGCAGUACUGGAAAUCUGGAGUCCCUGAUGGUGAACAUGCUGACGGAGAGGGAGCGCCUCCUGGAAAGUCUGAGGGAGACCCAGGACAGCUUGGGAACUGCCCAGCUGAGGCUGAGGGAGCUGGGACACGAAAAGGACUCCCUGCAGAGACAGCUGUCCAUCGCCCUGCCACAGGAGUUUGCGGUGCUGACCAAAGAGCUGAACGUGUGCAGGGAACAGCUGCUGGAGAGAGAGGAGGAGAUCGCUGAGCUGAAGGCGGAGAGGAAUAACACACGGCUGCUGCUGGAGCACCUGGAGUGCCUGGUGUCCCGCCACGAGCGCAGUCUGAGGAUGACGGUGGUGAAGAGGCAGGCGCAGUCCCCUGCUGGGGUCUCCAGCGAGGUGGAGGUGCUCAAGGCCCUCAAGUCUCUCUUCGAACACCAUAAGGCCCUUGAUGAGAAGGUUCGAGAGAGACUGCGUGUGGCCCUUGAGAGGGUGUCUGUUUUAGAAGAGGAGCUGGAGUCUUCCUCACAGGAGGUACUCUCUUUACGGGACCAAAUUAAAAGGCGACAACAAGGGCUGGAUAAUGGAAAGGAGCGACUGCCCAACGGUCCCUCCUCUGUGCUAGAUGAUGGAGAGAUUGACAGAGACAGACAGAGAGAAGGAGAGAUCGAGCGACAGAGGGCAGAACUCUCUCAGCUGAGAGAGAGGCUGGCUCUCAUGUGCCGACAGGUAGGAGAGAUAGAGGAACAGCUUGCUGCUGCCAGGAGGGAGGUGACAAAGACUGAGGAGGCCAAUCAGAAACUCCAGAGGGAUGUUAAAGAGGCUCUUUGUCAAAGGGAAGAUAUGGAGGAGAGAAUCACUACAUUAGAGCGCAGGUACCUCAGUGCCCAGAGGGAGGCAACCUCUCUCCAUGACAUAAAAGACAAGCUGGAGAAUGAAUUGGCAAGCAAAGAGUCUCUCUACAGACAGAGCGAGGAGAAGAACAGGCAGCUGCAGGAGCGACUAGACGAUGCCAAGCAGAAGCUGCAGCAGACCCUGCAGAGGGCCGAGACCCUGCCGGAGAUCGAGGCCCAGCUCGCUCAGAGAGUGGCUGCACUCAACAAGGCGGAAGAACGCCAUGGCAACUUUGAAGAGCGAUUGCGACAGAUGGAGGCACAACUGGAGGAGAAGAAUCAGGAGUUACAGAGGGCAAGGCAGAGAGAGCGGAUGAAUGAUGAACACAACAAGCGUCUCUCAGACACUGUGGACAAGCUCCUCUCAGAAUCCAAUGAGAGAUUACAGCUCCACCUGAAAGAGAGAAUGGCAGCUCUUGAGGAGAAGAAUGCCCUUUCAGAGGAACUGGCAAAUAUGAAGAAGAUACAAGAUGAUCUCCUAGCAAACAAGGACCAGCUGAUAGCUGAGCUAGAGAGGAUUCAGCUGGAGCUGGAUCAGCUGAGAGGGCGGCCUGGCUCCUCGUACUCCAGGUCUCUCCCAGGAAGUGCAUUAGAGCUGAGAUACUCCCAAGGGGGCGGGUCCCUCCCAGCCGGCUCCACCACACACAUGGAACACUAUGGCAACGCAGCUUCAGGGGGGGUUGUCAGGAGGGCUCACCGCGGGCGAUGGGGCCCUGCCAGGGAGGAUAGCAGCAAGUAUGGGGAGUGGGACAGCAGCACCCUGUUGGGCUCCGGGUUUGAGGGAGGAGUGGAGGGGGGUUGCUCCGACGACGAGGAGGACAGAGAAACACUCUUUGGCUCGGAACUGCUCUCCCCCAGUGGACAGACAGACGUGCAGACCCUGGCCAUCAUGCUACAGGAACAGCUGGAGGCCAUCAACAAGGAGAUUAAACUGAUCCAGGAAGAGAAGGAAAGCACAGAGCUGAGGGCGGAAGAGAUUGAGAGUCGGGUCAGCAGUGUUGCCCUGGAUGGCCCCCCGCUCCCCCCAUCCUCUCUGGGCGGAGGAAGGGAUGGGACCGGAAGGGGCUUCAUCCCCCCAUCUCUCACCUCGUCCACCCUGGCAUCCCCCUCACCCCCUAGCUCUGGACAUUCCACUCCUCGCCUUCCCCACUCCCCCGCCCGGGAGACCGACAGACCGAACAAUAAGGAGGAUGACAGGUCCUUGGCCCUGCUGGACUCCACCCCUCCUCCCACUCCUCGUGCACUACGAUUGGACAGAAUGACUCACACGCACCCAGGGGCGGGGCUUGAUGACCAUCGCGAAUUCCGUAGUCUCUCAGCGGAUGGCAGCAGUUCCAACAGCAGUCAGGACUCUCUCCACAAGUCCAGUAAGAAGAAAAGCAUCAAGUCUUCCAUCGGCCGGCUCUUUGGAAAGAAGGAGAAAGGAAGGAUGGGUCAACCUGGAAGAGAAUCUGCCUCACUGGCCUCUACCCCCUCUGAUGACCUGGGUUCUGCAGACCCUCUGGGCCUGACCAAGUUGGCAGGAACUGUGGACAAGGAUCGCCGUAGCAAGAAGAAGCAUGAGCUUCUGGAGGAGGCUUGUCGUCAGGGGCUUCCCUUUGCCUCUUGGGAUGGCCCCACCGUUGUCUCCUGGCUAGAGCUGUGGGUGGGGAUGCCGGCAUGGUACGUGGCGGCGUGCCGUGCCAACGUGAAGAGCGGUGCCAUCAUGGCAAACCUGUCGGACACGGAGAUCCAGAGGGAGAUUGGCAUCAGCAACCCCCUGCACCGGCUCAAGCUGCGGCUCGCCAUCCAGGAGAUGGUGUCUCUCACCAGCCCCUCCGCCCCCGCCAGCACGCGCUCCUCCACCAGUAAUGUGUGGAUGACACAUGCAGAAAUGGAGUCACUGACCGCUGCCACAAAACCUGAGCUGAAAGAGAUUAGCUGGGAUCAGAUCUUGGCCUAUGGGGACAUGAACCAUGAGUGGGUGGGGAAUGAGUGGCUGCCCAGCCUGGGUCUGCCGCAGUACCGCAGCUACUUCAUGGAGUCCCUGGUGGAUGCCCGCAUGCUGGACCACCUGACUAAGAAAGAGCUGAGGGGCCAGCUCAAGAUGGUGGACAGCUUCCAUAGGGUCAGUCUGCAUUAUGGUAUCAUGUGUCUGAAACGCUUAAAUUAUGACAGGAAGGAGCUGGAGAGAAGGAGAGAUGACAGUCAGCAUCAGAACAAAGACGUGAUGGUGUGGUCGAAUGAGCGUGUGAUGUGCUGGGUGCAGACAGUGGGGCUGAAGGAGUUUGCGGAUAACCUGACGGAGAGCGGGGUUCACGGGGCGCUGCUGGCGCUCGACGACACCUUCGACUACACCGACCUCGCCCUGCUGCUGCAGAUUCCCAACCAGAACACACAGGCCAGGCAGCUCUUAGAGAAGGAGUACAACGCUCUCAUUGCCAUGGGAACAGAGAGGAGGCCAGAUGAGGACGGCACAAAGACCUUCACUCGCUCACCCUCAUGGAGGAAGAUGUUCAGAGAGAAGGACCUGCGGGGGGUCACCUCUGACUCCUCUGAAACAUUGCCUCCAAAUUUCCGUGCCUCGGCCAUCUCCACACCCUCGGUGACCUUGAGGAAAGUGCAGAGCGAAGGUGAGGAGAUUUCACUUGCAGAGCUCCUUUCCCACCUCCUCCUUUCUCUCACUUAUUCUCUCGGUGGAGUUGCAAUGCUGUGAGAACUCAGUGGUUCUUUUUCUUUUUCGUGGUUUGCUCAAUAUUCAGCCUCUUUCUACAAAAGCCCAAGAAUGUGCUGUACAGUUACCAUAGAAUGCUCAAUAUUGUGCUUGUUAGUGCCUCUUUUUAUUUUAAUCAUACCACAGUCUGCAGUGGCAUGCUGCAGUGUAAAGUAUUAUAGAU